AUCGGGAGUAUAUAUAUAAAAUAGUGUAUAUUCAUAUCUAAAUUUUUAAAAAUAAUUUAUUUGAAGAUGUUCAGGAUAACGUUGUUAUUUACAAUAAGUUUGGUGGCUCUGAGUUUAGCUAAUCAGGAUGAUUAUACUGGAUACAAAGUAUAUAAAAUAUUGCCAAAAAAUGAAGAUGAAUUGAAAACAAUUCAAACAUUAAUUAAACAUCCACAAGUGGACGUAUGGACAUCAUCCAAAUUAAUAGGACAUCCAACAGUGCUUAUGGUUCCACCAACAAUAGACUAUCAAUUGAGAUCAUUAUUAAGAGUCAAUAAUUUGCCAUAUUAUACUUUAAUUGAUGAUGUUCAAAGUACCAUCAACAAUGAAAAAAAUGAACAAGCAACAGCCAGGCGAAUUUUUUCCGAUCGUAGCGGAAGAAUAUCAUUUAAACAAUAUGAAAGAUUCGAUACGAUAACUGGGUAUUUAAGAAAUUUAACAAAUUUAUAUCCAAAUUUAGUUAAAUUAAUAAACAUUGGUAAAAGUUAUGAAGGACGUGAUUUAGAAGUCUUGAAAAUAUCAUCAGGAGGUAAUGGAAAUAAACCAGCUAUCUUCGUUGAUGGAGGUAUACAUGCGCGAGAAUGGAUUUCACCAGCUACAGUUUUAUAUAUAAUAAAUCAAUUAGUUGAAAAUUAUUCCGAAAAUUCAGCUUUAACUGAUAAUAUUGAUUGGUAUAUUAUUCCAGUAAUCAAUCCAGACGGAUAUGAGUAUACACACACAAAGAGUCGAUUUUGGAGAAAAACGCGAUCACCUAAUGGGAGUAGUUGUCAAGGAACUGAUGCUAAUCGUAAUUUUGACUUUCAUUGGCGAGAAGUUGGUGCAAGUUCAAAUCCAUGCGCCGAAGAUUUUGCAGGAAGCAAACCUUUUUCAGAAAACGAAACUGUUGCAUUAUCAAAUUUUGCUUUAACCCUUAAGAAAAAUGUCAAAUUAUAUUUAACAUUCCAUAGUUAUGGCCAAUAUAUUCUGUAUCCAUGGGGCUGGACAAGUGCCUUACCAGAUGAUGUUGAUGAAUUAGAUACUCUUGGGCGUAAUGCAAAUACAGUAUCGGGUUACAAGUAUACAGUUGGAAGUUCCACAAAUGUUUUAUAUGCUGCAGCUGGCGGUAGUGAUGAUUGGUUCAAAGGAGUGGCUGGUGUAAAUCUUUCGUAUACUAUUGAACUACCUGGCGGUGGUUUAUCUGGUUUUGAUUUGCCACCAAGUCGAAUUGAAGAAGUUGUCCAAGAUACCUAUAAAAUGGUUAAAGUAUUUGCUUCAUAUAUUGAGGAAAAGUUUGUAAAUAAUUGAUUUUUGCAUCGCUAAUUUAUUAUUAUCUUGUAAUAAGUAAUUGAUUCGUUUUGUAAGAUUUUUUGUUAUGAUUUUCUAUAAUAAAGUUAAAUAAAGUGAUGAUUACAAA
Molecule: messenger RNA, 1432 nt
Organism: Chrysoperla carnea
Lineage: Eukaryota; Metazoa; Arthropoda; Insecta; Neuroptera; Chrysopidae
Product: carboxypeptidase B-like
Exons: 5
Coding region: 67-1323 (418 amino acids)
Biological process (GO): proteolysis
Molecular function (GO): zinc ion binding; metallocarboxypeptidase activity
Source: RefSeq, a predicted model, not a curated record